Solenopsis invicta (red fire ant) is the source of this 18941-nucleotide messenger RNA. Its product is annotated as protein kinase C-binding protein NELL1. The record is from RefSeq and is a predicted model, not a curated record. Lineage: Eukaryota; Metazoa; Arthropoda; Insecta; Hymenoptera; Formicidae. Gene Ontology annotation, molecular function: calcium ion binding; protein binding. The transcript is spliced from 14 exons. Bases 1981 to 5574 code for a protein of 1197 amino acids.
CCGGUAGCCGCUCGCUCGCAGCUCCGCCGACUAACGGCGUUGUCGCCGUUCCGCUCGACGCACGCCGACGCCGACGCCGCCUGCGCGCGAGGCCGCGGCACGCCGCGCCGCACCGCGCCGACACGGGCGGGCGGGCAGACACACACUUACGGCAGUCGAGGGCAGUCGAGAGGCUGCCCGUCGUGCGUGGUGCUGCUUAGUAGCUGGCCGUGUGCUAGAGAGCUUCGCCACUGCUCGUGCUGCUGGCCUGCUGGCAGCCGGCGCAAAGGCGCGUUACCCCCCAGUCAGUGAAGCGAGAGAGCCGCGACAGUGCGCGAGCGAGAGUUCACGGUGACGGAUCGGUCUGCUCCUCUGCGACAGCAAAAAAAAAAAAUAACGAAGCGCACUGUUUAACAGAGAGGGAGAGAGAGAAAGAUAGUCGAGGCAGAAAGAGCGCGCUCAGACAGACAUUCUGGCAAAGAGAGAGAAAGAGAGAGAGAGAGAGAGAAAGAGAGAGAGAGUCCAGCUGAAAAGUGGCUGGAUUGUCUAUCGGAACCGUCGUGAAGGAGUUGCGAACGCAAACUCCAGCAAAUACUGUACGAAUUGAACUAAAGUUGUAAAAAAUGCACGAAAGGGGGUAAGCUUCCGCGCGCACCGGGUAGGUCCUGCUUAAACGAACGCUGAACCACUGAUUUGCUAAUCCGCUACGUACUCGGUACCACCGUGCACGAGCGGAGCACAAUUGCUCGAUGCGCCGGUGCACCACCAGCUGCAGCUGCCACCGCCGCCGCUACUACCGCCUUUACGGUGCUACCACUACCGCCGGUGCUGCUACCGCCGCUAUUGCCGCCGCCACCGUCGCCACCGCCACCACCGCCACCACCGCCGCCACCGCCGCGCCGCUGCCGCCGCUGCCGCCGCUGGCAAGACCUCGCAGAGGUGUCCACCUCGUGGCAGCCGACACUUCCUACCGGACGGUGGUAGUGUCCAGGCGCGCUGGACGACGCACCAGCUGUAGUAGUCAGUCGUUCGACAGAAAAGGUGGAGGAAGAACGUGUUGUCUCGAUGGCACUUGGUGGUAGUUCCUCGUCGCGCGACCAAGGGUGGUCGUCGAGUUUCGAAUAGAGAAAAGCAAAAGGGGACAAAGACAGUCGAAAGAGAGAGAGAGAAAGAGAGAGAGAGAGAGAGAGAAAGAGAGAGAAAGGGUGCUGAAAGGGACAGAGACAGUUGAACCCUUCUUUCCUUCCGCGCUCGACGCGUGUCAUCGUUAAUACGUAGCGCGUAUACGUUUGGAGGGUUUCUUCCCUCCGACGCGGCGGAUAUAAUACGCGGAUUCCUCGAGGCCUUCACCCUCGUCGGUCGUCGGUGCGUCACGCGUCACGGUACUACGGCACUCCGGAACGUGUGUCACGUGAAAGGAGCAGCGCGGCGCGUCAGGGUCGUCGUCCUGACGGUAAAUCCGAGAACGAAAAAGCGCGUCCUCGCGAAACGGACUAUCUCGUCGUACCGCCGCGAUCGUCCGCUAUCAUUUCACAAAACGUAUUUUUCGCAGGGAUAGUACAACCGUCGAGAUAUCGUUGCUGGCAGGAAUACAGUGAUCGGUAGCAGAUUCGGACCAGAAAUAGAGAGAGAGAAAGAGAGAGAGAGAGAGAGGGGGAGAGAGAGAGAGAGAGAGAGAGAGCGACGGCUCUGAGAAAGGGUUCAAGUGGUUAGUCAGUUGAUCGGUUGAUCGCGGUCGGUUAGUUGGUUGGUUGAUUGGUGCUACGUGUGCCGGUGGCUAGUGGUAGCUCGGCUCGGACGGCCCAGGUAGCGGUAAUGCCUCGUAGCAGCGAUCUCGUCGCCAGGUCGCACGGUGUCGCAGGCAGGGUGAGGGACUGGGCCGCCGAAGGUAGUACUGGCGCGGGUGUAGUUGCGGGCACCGCGGGCAGGAUACGUUGACGAGCGCAGCCGACUCCGGUGGCACGUUGCUGGCCACCGUCGUCGUCGCUGCUCCCGCAGGCCAUGUAUCGAGGCGAGCCGGCGAUCGACCGUGCCGGCGGCGGCGGCGGUAACCGCAGUGCCGGCGACCCGCGCCGAGCGAGAUCGCCGCGUCGACGUCGUGCAUCGGCGGCCGCCGACCUGCUCGAGGACGCCGACGGUGAGGAAGAGCCCUACGGGAAAGAGAAGGAGGAGGAUGAAAAGGCCUACGUCGUCCUCGAUGUGCAACCAACGUCGUACGGCGACUCCACGGCGAGGGUGUGCUGCGACGAUGACUCCUGCUGCUGUCGUGCCGCCCAGAAGAGGCCGGGCAGAAGACGGCGCGGCACGGGAAAUGCUCUCAUCAGGAUACUUUAUGUCGCUGCCGCCGCUGCCUUCCUCGCGCUUGCCGUCUCACCAGUGUCUGGAACGACGAAUAAGAAAGAGGAAGAGACGGCGGUAUCUUCGAUCACAGAAGGACCUACCGUAGUCCUUGGCGCGAGAACAAGGACAGGAAACGAUCCUGGAGGAGGUAUAGAUCUAUUAGCAGCCCUGCAACUUCACAAUACUACUCGAGAGGGCGUUACGCUGGUGCCGGGUCUGGUUAGACUGAGACCAGCCUAUUAUCUUCAGGGCGAGGAGAGGGAGCUCCGACUGAACGAGGAGAACUUCGAACGGGCAGCCGCGCUACUCCGGCGGGUUCCGGAAUUCACUAUAGCCGCCACGCUGCGCCAGGAGGAGACCAAUUCCGGGACGAUCGUCGCCUUUGCACACGGGAACAAUAGGUACUUGGAGCUGCAGAGCAGCGGACGCAAGGACGAGCUUCGACUACAUUACGUAUCACGCCGCGACGGAAUCGUACACGUCGAGGCGUUUCCUUUCCGACUGGCCGAUGGCGCCUGGCACAGGGUCGCCGUGAGCAUAAGCGGCUCGCAGGUCGAGCUGCUAAUUGACUGUCACCCCUUGUACAGGCGACUACUGAGACCUGGUCCACCCGACACCAAUUUCACCCUACCGCAGCUCCAACUUUGGGUAGGGCAGAGAAACGUCAGGCACUUUCUUUUCAAGGGUGCUUUGCAGGACGUCAAGUUAAUAGCAGGACCUCACGGUUAUCUUUCCCAGUGUCCUCAACUCGACUCAUCCUGCCCCACAUGUGGUCAAUUUUCAAUAUUACAGAAUACUGUGGAACAACUACAGCAUAAUCUCAACGAGUUGACUCUUAGGCUAGCCGCUGCAGAGGGCAGGAUAAGCAAAGUAGAGGAGUGUGAGUGCCAAAAGUCCUGUAGGGUGAACGGUACCGUCCACGAGGACGGUAAGACCUGGGAGAAGGAUUGUGAAUAUUGUUCCUGCGUUCACGGCGAAAUCGAGUGCAGGCCGAUACCCUGUACUCCGGUCGAUUGCAAGAAUCCUGUCAUUCCAGAGGGAAAAUGUUGCCCGAUUUGUCUCAAACAAUGUAUGAUGCACGACAACAUAUACGAUCACGGUGUGAGGGUCUCGCCGAAGCAGUGCGUCGAGUGCAACUGCUACGACGGUAUCUUUACUUGUCAGAAAAUCGACAUGGACACCAAAUGCCCGCCACUGGCGUGUCCACCCAGCGAGCAAAUCAGCGUGGCGGAGGAAUGCUGCAAGUUUUGUCCAGGGGUGGACUACUGUGGGUUGGGCCACACGUGUCACACUAACGCGACCUGCCUGAAUCUUCAGACGACCUUCGCUUGCAGUUGCGAUAACGGCUUCCAAGGAGAUGGUCGUAUUUGUCACGACGUGGACGAAUGCAAGCAGGAAGAUGGAUCAAACUACUGCAACGCAAACACGAAGUGCGUCAAUGUGAUCGGCUCUUACACGUGCGAGUGUCUUCCGGGUUACUAUAGAAUAGACGCGUUCAACUGUGCCGAGUUAGACGAGUGCGCGACUGGUCAGCACUUAUGUGACGAGCACGCCACAUGUGUGAACACUAAUGGCAGCUACUACUGCAUCUGCAAGGACGGCUAUAUCGGCGACGGCUUCACGUGCAAACCUAUGUGCAAUCAGACUUGCCAGAAUGGUGGAGAAUGCGUGGCACCUGGAAGGUGCUCCUGUCGACGCGGUUAUAUCGGCAACAGUUGCGAACUCGAUUUGGACGAGUGUGCCAGCGAUUUGCAUCGGUGUCACCAAUCGUCCACGUGCUUCAACAUGCCCGGCUGGUAUUAUUGCCGGUGCAAGCCUGGCUACAGGAGUGCCCUGCACGACAGUACCCAAGGCACGCAAUGCAUCGACAUCGACGAGUGCAACGAUUUAACGAUUGAGAGGAGGCAUACAUGUCAUCCUACCGCGAAAUGCGUGAAUACCAUCGGCGGUUAUGAGUGCGUGUGCCCACCAACGAAGGACCUGGAAGAGUCCGAAAAAGAAUGCAGACUGAGUUGUUGGUUCGAAAAUCGUGAAGUCAACAAUGGCGACACUUUAGCGCCGUCCGGAAAUCCUUGUAGGACAUGCACGUGCCAAGACGGCGUCAUCACUUGCAAGGAUCCCGUAUGUGAUUGCAGCAAACCGGGAAGCCACAGGGACAAGUGUUGCCCACAAUGCAAUCCCGCCGCAUCCUGCAGGCAUCAGGAGCUCCAUCACCUAGUCUUCAGAAGCGGAGAACGUUGGAUAUACCAGUGUCAGACUUGCGAGUGCCUGUACGGCGAAAUAGACUGCUGGCAAAUGGAGUGUCCACCGGUGACCUGCUCGAACCCCGUGACCGAGGAGGGCGAUUGUUGCCCGCGCUGCGAGGACGAUCCCUGCGCUCGUGAGGUGCCGGUGAACGGCACCUCGUUGACGGUUCCUAGUCGUCCCCGGCCGUGCAGCUACGCCGGCAUCGUCCACGACAGCGGCAGCUCCUGGCAGGACCCCCACGACAAGUGCACCACGUGCGAGUGCAAGGUGCCGUACUGCGCCCAAUUGGUGAGCAAUAGCGCGUGUUGUGUGCAUCGGACGGGCAGCUUUGCUGCAGCUACGAUUACGGCUGCGCUGGCGAUCUGGGUGACGACAAGCAGCAACAUUCUCCAGUCGCUGUUCCUGAGCCUCUCGUACGCUAUCCAUCAAACCCUGCGGUCCAGUCGUUGGUCAACGAUGCACCGGAAGCAGCUCUACCAGCGGUCACCGGCACCCUCGGCACCACACGCACCAUCACCACCGCUGUCACCACCUCGGUCGCGAGCACCGCUUCCCCCGUUUCGUCGCCCUCGCACUACUCGUCAUCCUCCAGCAUCAGCAAUGACAAGCCCUACGAUCUCAAGCAAGGUCACGCAACGGGCUCGCACAUCUCGGCCAUGUCGCGAAUCCAGCAAAGAAACGUGGCCUCUCAUACCAUUAGAUCGCAACAACAGCUACGCCAGCAGCAAACGUCGCCGACCACGAGACACCAACAGUUCGUUGGAGAUUCGACGACGUUGUCGACGGCAUCAGAACGGUCCGCGGUGCCGUCGACGACGACGACGACGAGAACGCCAUCCGCGACGUCCAUCGACAGCAGGUCGACAUCGUUACGACGCGGCCAGCCGUCGAAUGUCGUUAAUCGCCGCGGCGGUUUUUCCUCUUCCUCGUCAUUAUCGUCGCCGAGCAGCAGGAAGUCCAUCGUCCUCGACAGCGCCACUUGAGGGCCGUGGAUCUAGAGGAAGAUAGAAAAGAACGAACCCGACACACUUGGCAAGGCAUUCCAGAGGGAAAAUCCGAGGAGGAUCUCCCAUAGACGUGCGGCGCGCGUUGUCCGUCUAUUAUAUCCUCGGCAGAAAAGGGGGAAAUAAGAUCGACAGUUUGCGAAGAAGAGGAAGAAGAAGAAGAGGCAGAAGAAGAAGAAGAAUGGGAUUAUUGGCGGUACGCAGCCGAUGGUCGCGAAGAAUCGGCGUUACCGCCGAUUGCCACGAGGAAGAUUCGUUCCUUUUCCUGGAGCCUGUUUCCGGAAUUCGUGUAUCCGGCAAUUCCGAAGAAUAACGAACGGUCAACCUCGUCAAAGGAGCUAUAUCGACGAUCUUGUCAAUGAUCUUGGCCCUAGUCUCGCUAGACUCCAAGUUCUCAACGCUAAAAAUCGAGAUCGCCGAUACUCUGUCAAGCUCGUGUCGUUUACGGAUAAGAUCACGUAGUCGCUAUUGACAUCCGGAUCUAGAACAGCCGCGGGUCGGGCUUGUGGCUGAGAGCGCGUAUGCGUCCAGAACGUUCGCUUUUCCGCUUGAAUCGCUCGCUCGAGCUCUGCGGUGACUUUUUACGCUUUUGGUCACCACCAGACAAGUGUCGGGAUGCGGCGCUAAUCGUUUCUCGAUAGAUAAUCGGUGCGGAAAUGACUUUUAACAUCAAGAUUUUGCGCACAAUGACUAGCUUGCAAAAUAUUGAAUAAAUAAAUAUAACAGCAUUCGAUCGAGCCAAGAAUGCAAAUUGAUCUAAAUAAAAGUUGAUUUUAUUUUCAAAUUUCCACUGAAAGCGGAAGUUUAAGUGUCCGCGAUAGUAUCCGAAUAUUGAUUACUUACAAAACUUGUUUACGCUCUCACGAAUGCAUAACAAAAGAACUUUGUAUUGUUGAAAACAAAUAAAUUAGAAUAAUAUAAAGGUAGUAGAUAAGAGUGAACAAAAGUACACACAUCAGAGAGAGUUAAAGGCUAUUUUUUGUGAAUCUUCUGAAUAAGGUAUCAGUCAUGUAAUAUGCAAUUUAAAAAAACGGACAGAAUUUCCUUAUAAAUAAUUUAUUUUCCUCGCAUAAAUUUGCAAUUGUUUCAUUUGCUCUUCAAGUGAAACGAUUACGAAACUGUUGUUUAAGGAAAAUUAUUUACAAACAUAGUGAUAUUGUUGCAGCUAAGGAAUAUUGCAUAUUUUGCAACUCAAUUCAGAAUUAGAUCGUACCAAGCGUAAACAAUGUACCGUCGUAUUUUCACAUUGUCAGAAAAAUUGCAAGAAGGCGUAUAAGCGUAAGUACAUAACGAUACGAGUAUCAAGUAGUUGUGAUAAAUAAUUGCGUGUAGGUCAGAAGAUUUUUCAAUAUUCCAAGCAGAAAAAAAAUGUAUCCCGAAUCCACGAAUUGAUAGAGAGGAUAUUCAUGAAUUGAUAGAUUCGUAGUAAUUAUAUUUGACGAUGUUGAUCUUCAGCACCGAUUGUCGAUCGAAGCUGUGUCGCGCGUCCUCCGUGGAUCGAGCAUGAUCGAGCGAACUGAGGGCGCAGAUUCGCUUUCGCAGAAAAGAUUCUCUCCUUUCGCGAAUAUGUAGCGCACAAUAUUUGGGCCUUAUAAAGUAAAUUGUUGAUGUUCCGCUAAAUCAUAUAAACACUUGUAUGUAUGUAUGUACGUAAACGACGGUAAAGCAGGGGCGAUAUAUAUGUUUGUCGUAAGGAAUUGAUCCCUGACGGAGGGGAGGAGACUCAUACACUGAUGUAUAUUAUAUGUAUAUGUUAUAUAUAUAUAAUAUACAUAUGAAGAAAAGUAGAAAACGUAUGUAUUAUAUUAUACCGUGUAUUAUAUAUGAGUAAUUCCCGCGAAUCCAUCGAUAUCUCCAAUUGAACGGACCGACUGUCGUCAAUACCGAUGACAACGCAGGUGGCUCUCUAUUACGCUAGAAAUAUUCACUAUGGAGGAUCAUAUCUCGUGACAAUAUGAGCGAUAUGAGGCCCCGGAACAUUUACAAUCAUCGUAGCGUGCGUAUUCGGCAAUAAGAAAUAGUUACGCUUGUGUGAGAGAGUACGUUUAAGGGUAAUAGGGUAGACGCGAUCCUGAAACCCAAAGAGAAUUCAGUCUAUCUUCUAAGCCAAGGAUUCGGCUCGAUCCGAUUUCUACUUAAUUCUUAAUCAUCCUGAAGAAGACGGACUUGUGUUCGAUUCACGGCUCUCGCAUGAGGUGUCGGAAUGCGUCACCGAGAGACAGAAUGGCUUUACGACUCACAGUGUGGCAAUAAGAAAAAAAAAAAAAUUUCUAACAUUGUGGCAAUCGUUCACCAUUAAGGUAUCGAAUGAAGAGUGCAGCUAGUAGUAUUAAUUAAACGAUAAUAGUUCGCGAUUCUUAUGUCACAAUUAUAAAACAGUUGUUUCUGCGGAAUGCAGUUAAUGUCAAUUGAAAGAGUGAAUUUUGUAGAUAUAUUGCAUACUGUGUAGUUAAAAGGCCGAAAGGCCGAAUCAAGGGCCUUGUGGGGCCCUUCCUGCCCUAAGACGAGGUAGAAAUCAAGUAUGUCCGCUAUUCCGACGUUCCCGGAACGACGGAAGGCUAAGUUAGACUUUUCCUACGUGCGACCCAUGAAAUGCGCGGAGUCAACGGAUUUUGACCUCUUGUCUGCGCUGGAUAAUUAAGCUCUCUCGGUGCUAAGUUCCGCAGAAAGACUGCCGUUCUUCAGCAUUUCGCCCGUUCGCAAAGUGUGCAUUUGUAAUAGAGUUGGUUCUUGCAGAAUUAAACGUAAGAUAAUUUUUCGUAGCAAAACGCGCGUGCGUGAGUUGAAUUCACAAUAUAGAUAUACGACGAAUACGCCAGGUAGCAAGGUGAUGUUAAUUUGGUUGUAACAAAAUAACAACGAGUAAUGUCAGCUUGCUAUUCAAGUAUUUCCCUGAAGAAAAAAAAACUUAAUUUGUUAUCGCUAUUUAUUUAAUAUAACGAGUUAAUGAUAAUUAUAAAAAGCAUCGAAUCUCUGAAAAUCAGUCAUUUGCGUUCUCUUCUUUCUUUCAGCAACUCGUCAUUGAUAUGUUUACUGACUGCCGCAUCAUUUUACGCAUUCACAGAUGUCAAAGCAAUCAAAAAAGAAAAAAAAAUCUGUCAAAGCCCUAAACAUCUCCACAAUUUACAUCGACACGUGAACUGCUUGUUUACAUCAUAGACGUAUCUAAUAAACAUUCGGAAUUAUCACACGACUUGAGCGUAGCGCCGAUUAAUAAUUAAUCAGACCAGAAGUUAAGUAUUUGCAAUCCGCCUACGAGCAAUAGCCUAACGGAUGAUCAUUAUAAUCGAGAUAAUCGAGAACGCGGGAACAGGCAAGAACACUUAGCCCGUCUAAUUUUAGAGAUCUUAGUCGUAACCGCGAUGAAGAAAGAGCUAAACGUAAUCGUUCAAACUCCGAGCGAUGCACGGGAAAAAAUUGCAAACUUUUCGCCGUGUCAAUUAUAGAGUCUCCCGUUAUUAUCAGUCAGAUACCGGACGAUGAACGUGCCGGCUGGCUUGAACGAUUCUUUAUUUCGCUCAACUCAACUUGACCACUACAAUUACAUUCCUCCUUGACUAACAAUAAAUAGGCACUAAUGAGAGAAACAUAUAUAAAUAAAUAAAUAAAUAAAUAAAUAUACAUAAGGCUCUUGCUACUUACGCCGUUUCUUUCACUCGCGAAUCUUUUGAUUUAAAACGGAUUCUAUAUUUUUACUAACACAAUUACACAGCAUAAUAAAAAAUAUUCAUACGAUAUUGCAAACAAAAAUUUUCUCGUCUUUAGUUAUUGUAAUUUGAAAAAACUAAAUUUAUCAAAGAUUCGCUGAAAGAAGAUACAAUAAGGACGCAAGGCAUCCUACAUAUGUAUAUUUAUAUUAUUGUGUAUAAAUACUAUAAAUACAUACGAAACACACACGGAGGACACGUAUGAACAUACACAUGUAUACAUGGACAUUACGGAGAGAAACGCUUAAUUUGUAAUCGAUUAAUUGAAUUGGAACGAUGCCAUUGCGUUUCGUCGUAGCCGAACGAAUUAUUAUGUGUGAGAAGGAAAGGAGAAAAAACAUGAGAAAUCGAAAAUGCGUCAACGUUAUUUCUCUGGCUCGAAUUUGUCAGCUCUACGUAAUAAGAAUAACUAAAUAUUAUAGUAUCUAUCUAUAAUAAAAAAUCUUUAAGAAAUAUAGAGAAACGCACUAAAUCAAACGUCUAUCAGCUACGUUAUGAUAUCACAAUACAAAAAAAUAUUGACAGUACGUUUAGAAGUUUGAAAAAUUGCUGCCAAUUUGGAAUACUAUUUAUCUUGCCAUAAAAGACGGAAUAUUAUACAAUCAGGAAUGCAGAUUUUAAUUGCUUAAACGUCUUUUAAAUCAAUAAAUCGACUUUGCUUCGCAGAAGUUUAAUAUAAGGGACCAUCACUUGUCAUAAGCUUUUCAACACUCAAUAUUCGUCGAUAGUCAAUAUUUUGAACUGAAUAGUAUUUUUGUGCAAGUAAAAAAUAAAGUAAGCCUUUGUUUAUUUACAUCUUAGAAUAUUUAAAUCAUUGAUGACUUAAUAUUUUGUUUACCGAAAAUCUUUAUUGUUUUUGAUACAAGAGAUACUAAUGCUUCAAUAUGAAUUUUUUACUUUAUUUUUCAUUAUGUGGCAUUUAAGCACAUAUUAAGAGUUUUGCUGUAUUUUCUGUAUAAUUUUUAUGACAUGCGAUGCUGUUGCAAAUUUAUUGGAGCAAAUAGUUAAAAAUAGGAAACUUAAAAUAUCUCAGAGCUGUAACAAGUCUGUCUUUGAUUUGUUUUAAAUAUAUUAUUAUAACCAAUUUGUCUUUAACUUCUAAUAUUACCUGACGUUCUUGUUUGUAUUUUGCACUCUUUUUAUACUCUAAGCCAUCCAGCUUUCCAACCUUUUGCUGCGGUUCUAGUUGAUUUAUUUAGCCAAUCAAUCAGCUACUUACCUGUAAAACAAUUAAAAAAACAAUUAAAGAUAAAUUAUGAAGGUAAAAUUAAAGUCCAAGUUAUUUUUUAAAAAAUAGAGAGAAAAAUAGAGAUAUUUGCGAGUUCUGAAAAAAAAAAUAAAUAAAAAGGUAAAAGAAAUACAGAAAAAAAUGCGAUUUUAUUGCGAUUGGACAAAAUGGGAAGAAAUUCGAGCCGAGAAAAUAUAAGUGACGGCAAACGAUACACGAAACACACAUAUAGACACACAUUGACACGGAACCUAGAAAUGACCCUUGAAAACUAGAGAUGGCUCAUUGUGUCCCAAAAUAAAAUUCUUUCGUAAUAGUCAAUAGAAAACUGAUAGAUUUGUUAGCAGAACAAUAUAACAUUACAUUUUCAAACACUUUCACUUUACGACGAAUCUUUUCAAUCAGAUAAUGCGAAAUGCAUUAAGAUGAAUCAGUUAUCCUGAUAAAACAAACAAGCAAAACAGAAAAAAAAGUAUCAGUUUAAACCUUUUUUCAUUUUUGUUUUAUAUGUGAAGCAACAAUGUACGUGAAAAUAUUAAAAUAACUUGCAAAAUAAUAAAACAAUUUGGUCAUAUUGUAAAAUCUAACGAACUUCCAUCAGAUUCUAGUGACAAAUCUUACACGAUGGGAUAUAACGGGUUCUGCUCUGCGCCUUAAGCACUUCGUACAUAUGCAUGAGCAACAUAGCGUGAUGACACGGAUACGCCGAUCUAUUGAAAAAGAAGGAUUAGGCUAGAAGAAAAUGAGAGGAAUAAUAGUAUAAUAAUAAUUAUAAUAAUAUAAUAACAUUAUUAAUAUUAUUAAUAACAUAACAAUAACAAUAAAUAACGCUGUUACUCAGAUUGUAUAUAGUCCUGUAAUGUUAUAGUACCAUAUAGGAACGACAAAUAUACUAUAAUUAAUUAAAUACACGACACAUACACAUAUACCAGGGCGCGCGUGUGCGCAAAACGAUCAAUAACGAUUAAUCGUAUGAUCCUAGCUAUUUACACACGAGAUUAAAAAAAAAAUGAAUUGUACGAAUUUAUGUAUGGAACAAACGAUGGGAAAAAGGGAAGAUAGUCGAAGAGACGCUAAAUCAUUGCCGGCCGUUAUGCUGUUUCGUAUGACGAUGUCGUUCACGUUCCGGCUACAUUUUCCAUAAAAAUCAUUUUAUUUUCGGUCAAACGGUUUUGAUUUGAACGGCGCGAUAGGCGUGAAUGUAGCUGAUGCUUGUCACGAAGGGCAUAGGUAAAUUCAGAUUCAAAACAAUCCACUUCGUGCUGCUCUUUCUUAUAGCAAGCUAUAAGCUGUAUCUGCUAUAUCAUCCAAAAAUUUACGUUCAAUUACCAUUUAUAGUAAUAUAAUUGAUUUCGUAGGAUUUCUGUUAAAGUACAAUUGACAUUUCACAAGAUUUUUUACCACGUUUAAGUUAUUUGGUGGCAAAAUCCAUAAUCUUACGUUCUGUUAAAAAAUUUUGUAAUAUUAUAGUUCACUCCUAAUUAUUGUUUCAUGAUUCAUCAUAUCAUCGUUUAACUGCGCGCAAUCAGUUUCCUUCAUAUCACAUAUAGUUAAGCAUUAAUAAACAUAAUUUAUUAAACAUAUCAAAUAAGUUAUUCUACACUACGAAUUUAAUAUCUUAAGAUAUAUUAACAUUUUAAUAUAUUAUAAUUGGCUUUUAUAUCAAAUGGCGAUUUUAUUUAGUUUAAAUAUUUUAUUGUUAUCUCUCCUCGAAAUGAAUCUUAAUUACAGAGAAGAAAGAUUUUCUUUUUGCCCUAUGCCCUUCGAAUCGUAUUCAAUUGUCUACAAUGUAAGUAGACAUGUAACUUAAUAUAUUAUCGAUAUACGUGUAAGUAUAAAGCGGUGAAUGAUUUUCGAAACGCCAAUGUUUAUCGGCUUAUCGGCGAAUGAUAAUUAACGAUGGAGAACAAUUAAAUGAUUACUGCUGCAUACCUUAUUAAUAAAUAAGUGACACAGAGAUCGCUCUUAUUAAAGAAGAAUGCGUAUUCAAAACAAUAUAGCUUUAUUCUGUGGAAUAAAAAAAAAUCGAGGAAAUCUUACCGCCAAGACGCAAAGAGAAUUAUAAAAAUCUUUUGUACGAUUUCGAGAUCUUAUGUGUUCUUUGUACAUAAUAAUUAAUCAAAGGCGAAUUUUUUGUGAAAGUUACACGCAAAAUCAACAGUUGUUAAACGGCGAUAAUUAUUUCAACUUGUCUACUGAAUGUGUGAUUAUUUGGAGAAAAAAUAAAUCACCAUUGUACUAGAAAACAAUUAAAUCUCAUCGAUGUAAAGUAUUCAAAAGUUUAAAAACAUCAAUCAAACGUUCGAGUCAAUUCUAUAUAACGAAUAAUAAUUUUCAUUGUAAACAUAUACCAAACGUUGACCUCACAUAAUGAGAAUUACAUCUGAGAGUAUGUCGGCCUCUUCAAAGAUUAGGAAUUUGUCUAGUAAGGUGAUAUUUUUAGACAGAUAAAUCAGGUAGGUAGAUCGAUAGAUAAAUCGGUACCUAUAAUCAGAAUGGCGAUAGACAAAGUCAAAUUCGCGUAUUCGCGUAUUCGCGUAGUGAAUUUCUAUGUACAUAUAAACGUUCAUUAUCGUAUAUCUCGGAGCUUAACCUGUUAAACGGAUUUGACAAAUAUGCUUUUCGCAAACUCAAUACUGUAUUAUGUAAAGAAUCAAUAAGAACGUUCCAGAAAUUCCUCAAUCUACACAAAUAUGUUCGAAAUAAAAUAAUAUAAUCUUUGGCCGUAGCCUAAUCGAAGAUAUAAAAAUCAAACGAUGAAAAUAUUUUAUUAAUCGGUCCACUUUGGAGAUUGGACGAAAGUAUAACGAAGACAGAUUUUCCCUUAAGAGGAUUAAUAAUCGGCUUCAUACGUGAAGAUACGUUUCAAGGGGAAAAUUGAUCCGUUCGCCUUUCACCUUAUGGUGAUGAACUCGAGUCAUUUGUGCAGCCUAGUGAAAGCUUUACGCGUGCCUCAUACGAUCAACAUUACUAUCAGUGCAAAUAAUGAAAUAAUAUUACUAUGAUUACGAAAUAAGCUCUACGCAAUCAAUAACAGCCUCGAUAGUCAAGAUUGUCAAGACUGUCACUUAAGCAGUGACGGUAAUCGAAGGCGUUCAGAAUUUCGUAGCUCUAUUUAAUAUUAAAAGAUACUGUUACGUUUGAUCAAUAGAAUGCCUCAGUACCACAAGUAACUACUACAACGACUAUCAGUAAGCGCUUGUUGUGGAAUGCGAGGAGAUCACUUAUCGGGAACUACUAUUCCUCGUUCACUUUUCUAUCACUUUCAUAUUGUCUAAGACUCAAAAAAUCAAUAGAAGUAGCUUUCAUUAUCCUGACAAAGUGGGGAAUGAUCGUGUCUUCUAUUAUACGAAGACUACUUACAAGGGACAUUGUGUAAUUUUGUUUAAUUUUUGGCCUUAAAAUCUGUUAUAUUAAACAUUGACGUCUAAGAGAUUCAAUUUUUUUUCGUACGCAUGCCUAAUUUAAAGAGCAAAACUAGAAUCUUUUUUUGACAUUUUUUAAAUUUAUUUAUCGCAUCAAAAAAGUUUACAUUAAAAUUUGUUCAGUUAAUUGAAAAACCAAAUAUAUCAUCAAAAGAAGGUUCCAAUUUUGAAACUUUAGAAGCUAUUUUAAACUUAAAUUUAAUUAAACUUGAAAAGAUAUAUAUCUGUACAAUUUUAAUGCUUAAUAAUAUAUUUCACAAAAAAAUUGACGCUGAUCACUUACAAGGAAAGUUUGGCAAGCAUAAUUAAAAAAACUCUAAAACUUUACAUAAGCACAUAAACCUAGUCAAUGACAACAAUUUUUUGGAGCUACUGAUAAACAAUUUUAAAAGUAGAAAUACUCUCUUUAAAAAAUUGGUUUUUACACUUCUAAGAAAGCUAAACAAUAAGAAAAAUGAAAAAAAAGGUUUGAAUAAAAAUUUCAUGGUUUUAAAAACACUUUAUAACAGUAUGAUAUUAAAUUUAUCAAAAUAUCCUUAUAAAUUAUCAUAUUUAAAAAUUUUUUAAUUUUUGUGCAAUUAAAUUAAAGUUUAUUUUACGCCAAAUUUUAUAUAUAAUAAAGUUGUAUUCCGUAAAUAUAUUUUUGAGAAAUAAACUGAAAAGGCCCGUAUACGCAUGCUAUUAAUUUAUUUUAUCGACCCGCUACUUGUCUACGACAGCCCUCCUCUCUCUCUCUCUCUCUCUCUCUCUCUCUAUAAUUUUUUUCAAUAUAUGUAAACAGAGUCUCGAAAUUUGUAAAUUAAAAUACCGCAUUAAACACUUAUAUCUAAAAAAAAUUAUUGUUUAAAAUUAAAAUUUACAAAUGAAUAUUCUACUUCAUUUCUCGAAAACUAUCUUGUUAUAAUAUUUUAAUUUGCAAAAAUUCUAAGUUCACAAAGAAAUAUAAGUAGUGUAUAUAUAAUUUCGGGACAUCUUAUAUGUAUAUAUUAUAUAUCCAUUUAUUUUAAACAUUCAUUUAUUGCAACUCACAUCUAUUUCGAUAAUCUUCCAACUAUUCAAAGUUGAUAACUUUCUUAUUAUGUUAGUCAAUAAAUUUUCAUAUAUUCACAUAUAAAAUUUUAUAUAUAAAUAAUAAUAUUAAUGUUAUAUUACUGUCUUACAUAUAAAUUUUUUAUGCUGGAUAUAUGAUAGUAAUAAAUAAGAAAUGUAAGUAGUGUACAAUUAAUUAUAUUAUAGUCUUUUAUAUAAUACAUUUUUGUAUGUAUGUAUAUUUUUUUAUAUCAUACUGUCUUCUGAUUUGGCUCUAUUUACGCAUAACACAAGAUAAUAUUAUAUGUGUAUAAAUCGAUUUGAUAUUGUACUAGACGCAAUGUAUUUAUUUUUAGAAUGUCACUUAUAAAUAUAAUAAUUCACGUAACAAGAAACAUUACAUAUAAUACAUUAAUGAACCCAUUUUAGUAUGCUGUAUCAUCCUAGACUCUAAUCUUUAAUUCUACAACGCUUAAUAAAUGAUACAGUGUAGCUAUUGAUAAAUUUUACAUUCGAGGAAACAGAUCACUCUUAAUUUAUGUAAAAGAAAUUUUUCGAACAUUUCACGUUUUACUUAUAAACUAAAACUUUAUAGAUAUAAAUAACCUAAAUAUGAAAAGAAAAGAAAAAAUAAAAAAGUACAUUAUCAAAAUCAAUCUUGAAAUGAUAUAGUGUUCAAUGUUUUUUCAUAAGCAUGUAGCAUACACUUAUAUAUUUAGAAUAUUUAAGGGUCAUAUACGUUAAACUUACAUAUCAAGUCAUUGUAGAAUUUCUUUGUCAUGUCUAAUUCAAAAAGUAUUUAAUCAGUUUAAAAAAAUUUUUUUACAAUAUACUUGGCUUAUAUAUAAAAUGUGUAUUAUAAAAAAAUCACUUACGUAAUGGGUUUAUCAUAAAUAUUCCUUAUCUUUAUUUUAGCAUUAUCUUGUAUUGUGGAAAAUUUCAGAAAAAGAAAAAAACUAAAAGCUGUCGUAGCUAACAAUAUGUAGCAGAUCGAUAAAAAUGAUAGCAUGUAUAUAAAGACUUCAGCUUAUUUUUCAAAAAUAUAUUUAAAAUAUAUAAUUUUGUUAUAUUCAAAGAGCAAAAUAAAUUUUAUUUAAGAUGUAAAUUAAUUUUUUUAUAAAAAAAAUAUAAUAAGUGGGAGUAUUUGGCAAAACUUAACAUUUUUUAAAAAUCUAAUCAUGCCGUUAUAAAGUUCUUUCAAAAUCAUAAAACUUUUAUUCAUGUUUCAAACAUUUUCUUCAUAUUUUUUAUUGUUUUGGUGAUAUUCGCUAGAACCAUAAAAACCGAGUUUUGUGUCAAAAGAAUUUUUAUACCUAAAAUUGUUUCUCAGUAGUUUAAAAAAUAUAAACUCAACAUUUUUUUAUUUUACAUUUAUUGAACUUUCCUUACUAGAUGAUGUCCUUUGUUAGUAGUGAUUGGCAUUAUCAUCACUGCCGAGUCUAAUAUGUCACUUACUAAGUUAUAAACCAACAAUCAAAAACAGGAUAUCUCCUUGGGGAAAAUUGAGAGCAGAUCAUUAAAAUUUAAUAUUGUUUUCUGCAUGAAUAUUUCGCUAUCCAUAUCGUCUAUCCAGAAUGAAAUACGCGAGUAAAAUUUUCAAUUUUUUAUACAUAAUAAUCAACAUGUACAAGUAUAAAUCCCAUUUUAAAUUAUGAUUUCUGUUUAACAAAAAAAAAAACAAAAUAAAUAAACAUCAUUGUUAGCUCAACAGUAAAAAUGAAUAGAGUGAUUUAUGUAUCGAAUAGAUAUGAUUACGGCCCUAAACGCGCGAAUUUUAUUCAAUUUAUUUAUGCUAAUAUUAACUUUCGCUUGUAGCUAUUAAACUAUUUCAAAUUUUGAUAUUUCUGUAUUAUGCUAUAAUAUAUCUAAUUAAAAUCUCCCAAAUGCGCAAUAAAAAUAAUUUAUUUAACAUUUCAUGUAGAGGGACAAUUUACGUACUUCUAGACAAUAUUAUUAUGCAAAUGUUAAACAUGCGUAUACCUAAAAUGUAAUUAUCUGAAUUUAUGCGAAAAUCAAUGAAAAUGUUUUCAGUACAAGUUCUGCGUAAGUCAAUGGCAAAUUUUUGACCGAUCGUCCCAUUAUAGGGAUAUAUAAUGUAAUAUAUUUAGAUUAAUAAUAUAAUUUUAUUUAAAUACUGAGAAAAAUCUGCCAUACGACCCUUCAAGAAUAAAUGGUGCGCGCAUUGUUGUGUUCUAGUCUGUACUAUAUCAUCAAACAUGUGUCGUUACCAUCUUUAUAUGACCAUUGCAACAAUUAUCUAUAAUUAUGAUUAUCAUAAUUAUAGAUAUAAUAUAAUCAUUAAAAUAAAAACCAAGCGAAUAUAAGAUAAUAUACUCAAAAGGAAACUGUCACUCUUGCACAGGUGCACUUCAACUCGAUAAUGUCGGCAAGAAAGAGGAAGAGAGAAAAGCUGACUUCAUUUGGAAAUACAUGUAACAUCUCGAUAAAUUUAUCAUUACAGCGAAAAUAUAAUAAAACAGUUUGUUUAAGAAAAAUUAGGAGUAUAAAUAAUUUUAUAAGAUUAAUAAGUUAGAUAAAUAAUUUUUCGUAUAAUCGAUCAUGCAAAAUUAAAUUAAAUUGUCAUCAUUAAUUAUAGCUUAUUAAUCUUAAAUUAAAUUAUUUAAUUAAAGAUAAUUUGUACAUAACAAAAUGUUAUUCGUUACUAAAAUUCAAGAAUGCGACAUUCAUGAUUAUAUUUUGCGAUUAUCGCGACACGAUUCUUACACGAAUAAUAUGAAGUUGUCGGUUAGUUGAUGGUCGACCUUGCCGACAAUUGUCUGUUAUAUAAUCAAUGCAAGGCUUUAUCAGUUAACCGAUCUCCAGCCUCCUCCCUUCUCCCAUCUCUUCCUAUGUCAUAUGAGUCUCUUCGAAACAAACGAAAUGUCCUUGGCCGGUUUGAGAUAGCCAUGUUGCAAAUUGCAUUUAUAUAAAGCAAUUAUUGGGCUUGACGCUUGGAGAAGUACUUUAUGAAAGAUAAAUAAAUUAUGGAUUCAUAAAAAACAUUGAAUGCGUUUCCAAUCCAGCGUUUUGUGAAUAAGCGUGUUGUAGUCGUCGCCGACUGAUGGAAAAAGUUGCUAAUUUAAAAUUGAAAUUUCAUGCUACCUAAAAAAAAAAAAAUUAUUUUUCAUCAAGAUGCUGAUCUACAGUUUUUCUUCAUAUUAUCGUUAUCAUUCUAUCGAUCAAAUACGUACAUCAAUAAAUAUGUCGUUUCUUAACAAUUAAGUUCAUGUUAAAAUUAAUAAUAUUUUCAUACUAUAAGCAUUUGAAAAUACAAUAUUUAUGCAUACAAUAUUAUAUAUUGAUUUCGUAUCCUAAUUAUUCAAAAGGUAAACAUUUUAACUUUAUUAUUUACUUUUUCUUUUAAAUAAUUUGAAUAAUUAUUAUUAUAUUGUCAUUUCUAGAAAUAUAUCACUAAAGGUUUGCCCCUUGCAUGAGAUAUUUUAAUGUAAGAAAUAUUUUACAGAAUGCACAUCCGUCGAUCACGGCGACAAUUUCCACGCUUCCACGCUUGUUACGCGACGAAUGUUUCUAUGUACGUGUACAAUGUUAAGCCGAUAGCCUACAAAUUGCUGUGCGGCGAAUUGCGUGUAGGAAUAUAAUGAGGUUCAAUUUUUGUCUAGUCAGGGUUAUAAAUAAAUUUAUCACUUAGUUAUUUCACUUUUAUCGCUGUGAAUACGUAAGAUAUUUUUUUGAUUCGUUCGUCGAGAACUCGAGCGAGCGGACGAAAUUGAUUUUCAUACGUCGAGGGACGACGAGGACGAUGAUUAAACAUACGAUGCAAUUAUCCAUAUUAAUGUAUUGCCAUUAAUUGCUAUUAUUAUUAUCAUUAUUAUUGAUUACCGAUUAUUAUAAUUACAAUUAUUAUUACCGAUUAUUAAUUAUUAUCACUACAGCUAUAUGAUACCUUUGUAAAUGAGAAUCAAGACACACUAAGGGCUAGGAAAAAGAAAAACUUAAUAAAUUGAAAUUCUAUUAACCCAAA